AUCCUGUACAGCCCCCGAUGAUCGCACUGAGUCUUAACCCACAAAGUUCUUGUGAGAACGAGCAUAUGAUUGGUAUUUCAAUGCUUGAUAUUGCUAGAUCGGGCCCUGCCCUACCAUAGCCAACAUCUGUGGUAGAUAUAAAACCUUUAAUCCGUCCCACUCAAUUGGUCCGACCAUACUUACACACAUUCUACUAUUCUCGAGCAAUCAAACAACUUGCUUUCUCUAUCUUCCUAUUUCAAUCUAUCUUCAAGUUUCACCAAACGACCUUCCAGUUUCAACGCCUUCAAGAUGCGUUAUUCUAUUGCUGCCUCCAUCGCUUGCCUGCUAGCUCUGACCCAGGCGGCGCCCACAUCCAACGAACUCGUCGCCCGCAAGAGUGUCAACGACUGCCAGGAUAGCACCUUCGUUGAUAAGGGCAGUGAGGGCUCCCCUGAUAUUGCUGAUUGCCAGCAUAUCGUUGAGAACAUCAGAGGGGGUGGCACCUGGAAGGUGUCCCAAAUUGGCGCACAAUACACCCUGGCCAGUUUUGGCACCUGCGCGUUUGGUGCAGAGGGCAACGCCGCAAACACCGCAUAUAUGGGAAAUCAGGAUAUCAUGGAUAUCAUUAACGAGUCUAUUGCAAAGUUUGGUAGGCCUGAUGGCAAAGUCGGGGCCAAGGGGAGGGUGGAUUGCAAGAGUGACCGCGGUGGAAUGGGUGUUGGCCGCCUUGAUUGGGGGAUCUACCACACAUAAGCACUUAUAUACGCUCUCAAGCCGCGGUCCGAAGUUUGCGGCGUGGUAGUCAUAUGUUUUGUUCAUCAACUAUUUCGUGACAUCUUUUGUUUGUGCUUUUAGCUUCUGACCUGCGAGCCUGUGUCCAGGCUGCUUUGUAAAUAGCAC
Aspergillus campestris IBT 28561 is the source of this 882-nucleotide messenger RNA. RefSeq lists its product as uncharacterized. Bases 292 to 735 code for a protein of 147 amino acids. The record is from RefSeq and is a predicted model, not a curated record. Lineage: Eukaryota; Fungi; Ascomycota; Eurotiomycetes; Eurotiales; Aspergillaceae. The transcript has a single exon.